Nothobranchius furzeri (turquoise killifish) is the source of this 1393-nucleotide messenger RNA. RefSeq lists its product as uncharacterized. Lineage: Eukaryota; Metazoa; Chordata; Actinopteri; Cyprinodontiformes; Nothobranchiidae. The record is from RefSeq and is a predicted model, not a curated record.
GGCGUGAACCAAACUGACUUGCACAAAAAGCCAGAGACACACCUGAUAGUAAGCUGAAGCAUCAACCUCCUCCUGCAGAGCUUCUCCUCCUGCCUCCACACAUUUACUUUGAGUCCGUCAUGCUGAAGUCAGGAGCUCUGGUUCUCUUCCUGGCAGUCACCAGCAGCCAGUUUCACCUGUACCAGGGUGUGAUGGUUAUUGGUACAGGUGUGGUCGACCACAGCGCCUGUCCUGUCACGUACUUUGGAAUACAACACACUGAGUUGCAAAUGAUCUUUGAUUAUCCUGUUGUUAGGAUAUGCGGAGCACUGAUCCCAGAAUGCAUGUACCUGUACGACCCGCAGGCUGACCGAGCAACAGUGGAGGUUCAGCAAAAGACAACAGGUCCUGGAUCAGUGAUCCAUCAAACGCUCAAAAACUUCCAUUCCACCUCACACUGUAUUCUUAAGUUUGAGCUGAAAGAUGCCACGUCCAGGACUCAUCUGACUUACAUUAUCUACAACUUUGGAAAACAAACAGCUCUGCAGUUCAUUCCAACCAGCCUCUUCACUGAGACGAUGCUUAACAUUCAUGUUGUGGUGCCCAACAAUGCGGUGAUAACAGGAUCCUACAGAUUAGCUGACUGGAAAAACGGUGUAAUCCUGGAUGGCAGCGGCUGCAGAUUCUCAGGCAAAAUUAUACUACCUGGUAAAUCGAAGAAGUUCCCAAAGACCUGCGAGAACGCCGUCUGUAGCCCAACAGCAGAUCUUACUCUGAACAGCUUAUGCGGACCUAAGGAGAUCUGUCACUACAACGCUGGGUGCAGGGCACUCUAAUGAAGACGGGGAGGAACAAAAAAGGAGACGAGGAGUAAAUGAGGUGCUCGGAAUCAUAUAACCAUCGAAACAUCCUGGUGGCAGAAGCAGAAACGUUGAUCUGAUUCAUUGAGAAAAUGGUUGAUUGGGAAUAUAAAGCAAAAGCAUUUUUGAGAGUUAGCUUAAUAUGGUGAAAAGAUACCUUUAGUUGAGUGUGUUGAUUAUAUGUGACAUUGGUACCAUUUUCUUUCCUAUUUAAGGGGCAGUAAAAUAAUAAUUUAAAUGGUAAAUGGUAAAAUAAGAAUAUUUAGGUCAAUUGUGAACGCUUGUGUCUCAUGGAAGAUUUAAAGCUCAUGAGAAAGAGAUACUAAAGUGAUUGUUUGUAGGCACAAAAAUCAAUUAAAGUUGGUACUGAGAUGUUUUCUGAACCUUGUUUCUUGUGUCUUUACCAGGUUUUAUUUGAAGGUAGCUGUGUAAAGAUACACUUUCCAUUUUUGUUCUUCCUGUCUGUCAUUAUAAUAACACAAAAUAAUAAUUAUAAAAAAAGUGUAAGGUCAGUUUGAAUGUAAGUUUUUGUUCAUUAAACUAAAAAAAAAUUC